AUGGCUGGUGGGUUUAUAGCGUCUAGUGGUGAUUCCCCUGCUUUUCCGGGGAAAAUGACCCUUUACGUCUUCAUUUGUGUCAUUAUUGCCGCUUUUGGUGGUUUGAUCUUUGGUUAUGAUAUUGGAAUCUCUGGUGGGGUAACGGCGAUGGACGAUUUCUUGAUGAAGUUUUUUCCAGCUGUGUACGAGAGGAAGAAGCAUGCACGCGAGGAUAACUAUUGCAAGUACGACAACCAGUUCUUGCAACUCUUCACCUCUUCUCUUUACCUCGCGGCACUCGUGGCCAGCUUCUUGGCCUCUUUCACGUGCUCUAAGCUCGGCAGGAAACCCACAAUGCAGUUAGCUUCCAUCUUCUUCUUGAUCGGCGUUGGCCUUGCCUCCGGUGCUGCUAACAUGUACAUGUUGAUCUUCGGCAGAAUCUUGCUCGGCUUUGGCGUUGGCUUUGGUAAUCAGGCCGUACCGCUUUUCUUAUCAGAGAUUGCUCCAGCGAAGCUUCGUGGAGGUCUCAACAUUGUGUUCCAACUAAUGAUAACAAUAGGAAUCCUUAUCGCCAACGUAGUCAACUACUUCACCUCUUCUAUUCACCCUUACGGAUGGCGUCUCGCCCUCGGUGGCGCGGGGAUUCCUGCCCUCUUCCUCCUCGGCGGAUCACUUCUCAUCUGCGAAACACCGACGAGUCUCAUCGAGCGUAACAAGAACGAGGAAGGCAAAGCUACUCUCAAGAAGAUCAGAGGCGUCGAAGAUGUUGAUGAGGAGUAUAACUCACUCGUCCAAGCUUGCGAAUUCGCCAGGCAGGUCAAGGAUCCUUACAGGAGGCUGAUGAAGCGCGAGAGCCGACCGCCUCUUGUCAUCGGAAUGUUGCUCCAGCUGUUCCAACAGUUUACUGGAAUCAAUGCCAUCAUGUUUUAUGCCCCGGUUUUGUUUCAGACUGUAGGGUUUGGGAAUGAUGCUGCUUUGCUUUCCGCAGUUAUUACAGGAACUAUCAAUGUUGUUAGUACUUUUGUAGGGAUUUACUUCGUCGACAGAACUGGUCGGAGAUUUCUCUUGCUCCAGGCUGCAGUCCAAAUGCUCAUUUGCCAGUUGGUCAUUGGAAUCAUUCUAGCCAAAGACCUAGGUUUGACGGGUACGUUAAGUAGACCAGAAGCCAUAGUAGUGGUUGUCUUUGUGUGCCUUUACGUGAUGGGUUUCGCUUGGUCAUGGGGACCAUUAGGAUGGCUAAUCCCUAGCGAGACCUUCCCCUUGGAGACACGAACCGAAGGGUAUGCAUUGGCCGUGUCGUGCAACAUGUUAUUCACUUUCGUGAUCGCUCAGGCCUUCCUAUCAAUGCUUUGCGGGAUGAAGUCAGGGAUUUUUUUCUUCUUCAGUGCUUGGAUCGUUGUGAUGGGGCUCUUUGCUUUCUUUUUCGUGCCAGAGACUAAAGGUGUCUCAAUUGAUGACAUUAGGGAUAGCGUUUGGAAGCAACAUUGGUACUGGAAGAGGUUUAUGGUUAGAGGAGCAUGAUGUGAAGAAAGAACAGCUUGCGC
Molecule: messenger RNA, 1523 nt
Organism: Eruca vesicaria subsp. sativa (arugula)
Lineage: Eukaryota; Viridiplantae; Streptophyta; Magnoliopsida; Brassicales; Brassicaceae
Source: the annotation of a GenBank genome assembly